CUUACAUUUUUGACGGACGUCGAAUACUGCAAGUUCUUCUCAUUGGUCGGGGGCCGAGCCUAACAGCGCCCCUUUUUCGAACAGCGAAACAGGAAGCAGAUAACCAAGAUCCCACAUAACUAGCUUCCAAAAUCUCCAGUGUCUACACUUGCUGCUCCUUCUUGCUCUUUCGAAUCCAUGAUUCCAACGAAAUCAGGCUCUGAGUUCCCAAUAGUGGAAACCAGAGACGGGGUGAAGCUUCAGGCCAGAGUCUACAGGCCCAGGGAGGACAUGGCCAACUUGGUCAUCGUCCUGGUGCAUCCGUAUACCGUGUUGGGGGGAGUCCAGGGACUCAUGAAGGGCAUCGCCGGUGGGUUGGCAAAUAGGGGCUACAAGGCGGUUACCUUUGACAUGAGAGGAGCCGGCAGAUCAACAGGGAGGGCCUCCCUCACCGGCUCAUCCGAAGUCAAUGAUACCGUGGAUGUCUGCAGAUGGGUACUGCAGAAUCUUGGUUCAGAUAGGAUCCUGCUUGUGGGUUCAUCUGCAGGUGCUGCUAUAGCAGGCUCUGCUGUUGAUCAGGUAGAGCGGGUCGUGGGUUAUGUCAGUUUAGGCUACCCAUUUGGACUGACAGCAUCCAUUCUGUUUGGAAGGCAUAACAAAGCAAUUUUGCAGUCCUCUAAGCCGAAACUAUUCGUGAUGGGAACAAGAGAUGGGUUUACAAGCGUAAAACAUUUAGAGAAUAAGCUCAAAAGUGCGGCCGGUCGAGUGGAGACGCAUCUGCUUGAAGGAGUCUCCCAUUUUCAGAUGGAGGGGCCAGACUUUGAUUCUCAGAUGGCUGAUUUGAUCGAUGGAUUUAUUGCAACUUUGUAACCAUCAACUUUGGCUAAAGCGGCAACAAAAAAAAAAACGACUUGUGUGAUUCUAUGUUACGGUGAAUUUCGAGAUUUCUAUUGUAUUUACUCGACAUGUGCAAAGCCGUUCUCAUGGUUCUAAACAGUUGCCCCAGAUCUUAGAUCUAGGGAUUGGAUCAAACCCACGAUUCUGUAAAAUAACAUUGUUGAACUGUUUUUGGAUCUAAGGUUCCUCUUAUCUACCAAAUUUGUUGUUUUUUA
This is a messenger RNA of Nymphaea colorata (pocket water lily), 1091 nucleotides long. RefSeq lists its product as uncharacterized. Gene Ontology annotation, molecular function: hydrolase activity. Bases 178 to 849 code for a protein of 223 amino acids. NCBI's taxonomy places the organism in Eukaryota, Viridiplantae, Streptophyta, Magnoliopsida, Nymphaeales, Nymphaeaceae. The transcript has 2 exons. The record is from RefSeq and is a predicted model, not a curated record.